UUUGAAUGAAUGUUUCUGGGGAAGUCCUCAUAGCCAGAGAAACUCAAGAAACUGGAUUUGGUUUUGAGAAAGGUGUCACAGACACCUUGUUUACAUGAUGGAUGUUAUAACAGAAAGGUGGGACUGACUAACUAGCUCAUCUCACAGGAUCUUAACAGGACUUUGAAUGUGUUUGAUCUCAUCACUGCAAAGCUCACAGCAUUUGGACCAUGUUCUCCUCUGCUGUCCCAUACAAAAACCAGCACUACGCUGACCUGAAAAGGAACUGUAUCAAGGACAAGACACUGUUUGAGGAUCCAGAAUUUCCAGCCACCAAUGCUUCGCUGUAUUUUAGGAAACCCCCUCCUGGUAUUGUGGAGUGGAAACGACCAGGGGAGAUAAGCAGUGAGCCCCAUCUGUUUGUGGAGGGCAUCAGCUCCCACGACCUGAACCAGGGAGUUGUGGGGAACUGCUGGUUUGUUGCUGCCUGCUCCUGUCUGGCUUUGAAGCCAGACCUCUGGAAGAAAGUAAUUCCUGACUGGAAGGAGCAGGAGUGGGAUCCCAAACAGCCGGAGAACUAUGCGGGAAUCUUCCACUUUCAGUUCUGGUUGUUUGGAAAGUGGAUGGACGUUGUGGUGGAUGACCGGCUGCCUACAAUCCAUGGGGAACUCAUCUACUGUCAUUCAAAAUCCAACAAUGAAUUCUGGAGUGCUCUGCUGGAGAAAGCCUAUGCCAAGCUCUCUGCCUGCUACGAGUCACUGGAAGGGGGAAACACUGGCGAUGCCGUGGUGGAUUUCAGUGGAGCUGUGGCUGAAGCCAUCAACCUGGAGGCAGGAGCCUACUAUAAAGAACAGACAAAACAAGACCAGCUGUUUGAGGAUCUUCUAAAGGUCUAUGACCGAGGAGGAAUCAUCAGCUGCUCCAUUAAGGCACAGCCUCAUGAAAUUGAGCUCAAGAUGGCAAACGGGCUGGUGAAAGGCCAUGCAUACUCUGUAACUGCAGUGAAGAAGGUGCGUUUGGGUCACGGGCUACUGGCUUACUUUGAGAAUGAAACCCUCCCUAUGAUCCGCAUGAGGAACCCAUGGGGCAAGACUGAGUGGAAAGGAGCCUGGAGUGACAGCUCUGAGGAAUGGUCGAAGGUUGGUGAUAUGGAGAGGGCCAACCUUGGCAUCACCGUGGAGGAUGAUGGAGAGUUCUGGAUGUCAUUCACAGACUGGUGUAAGUUCUUCACAGAUGCAGAUGUUUGCCGUCUCAUCAAUACUUCGCUGAUAAGUAUCCAUAAGACAUGGCAUGAGGUUGUGCACUUUGGGAGCUGGACCAAACACGCAGAGCCACUGUUAAACCGCUGUGGUGGCUGCGCUAACCACAGGCAGACAUUCCUGCAGAACCCACAGUAUUUGUUUAAUGUUACGAAGGAGGCCGAUGAAGUUCUAAUCUCCUUGCAGCAGAGAGACAUGAAGAUCCAUAGAAAAGUUGGUCAAGGAGAAAAUCUAACCAUUGGCUUUGGUGUCUUUAAGGUGGAACUGAACAGGAAGUAUCGGAUGCACGACAUCGUGACACAACCGUGUGUAGUGACGUCCACCUACAUCAACGCUCGGACAGUGUUUAUGAGAUGCAUGCUGCCACAGGGCCGCUACGUCAUCAUCCCCACCACUUUCAAGCCUCAGAGUCUGGGGGAUUACAUGAUCCGAGUGUUUACUGAUGUGGACUCAGGGUGCAGGGAGCUGACAGAGGAUAAGCCAAGAGUAAGAUGCUGGAGUUCAUUCCUAGGAUACCCACAAGCUGUGACUCACAUUUAUGUCCAUGGAGCUGAGGGUCUGCAGAGCCAGGACAGCAGAGGAGGUGCAGACCCCUACGUGAUCAUAUCCUGUGAGGGCCAGUCAGUGCAGUCCACCAUCAAGAAGGACACCUUGCAACCAGAAUUUGCAAGCAGCGCCAUUUUCUACAGGAAGAAGCCCAGAAAGCCCAUAACUGUGGAGGUGUGGAACAGUAACCCAGUGAAAGACGAGUUUAUGGGCCAAGUGGUGCUGUCCGGGUGGGUGAAGGACACCACUGACCCUCAGAGACUUCAGCUGAGGAAGCAAGGUCGGAAGAUGGCUGACGAGAUGCCCGGUAGCAUCGCCCUGAGGAUCGUCACUUCGACUCAGCUGACCGCCAUGUGACCUUCUCAGUGACCUAAGAGAGAGCUGAAUCAUUUUCAGUGCUGAGCUACGCGGGGAACAAUUUUGUGGAACUUACUUGACAUGUGCCAUCAUCAGAGCACUAAAACCGACAGCAGUACGACCUGUUUUCUACACUAUUAUGAGCAGGUCACUAUUAGACAGACUGAAUGUCACUUCCUUUUGGUUAAUUUUUAUCCAAAUGUUUUCAUCUUUUAAUUACACUUGUUACUUUUCAAGUAAUUUUUGUUUAACUUAUAAAACAUUUUUAUAAUGACAUUUUUGCAAGUUGCUUGUGAAGAUAUCAUUCUUCACCUCUUUUGUUACACUAUAGAUGCUGUGUGUAAUAUCACAGUAAUUAGUCAUUCAAGUCCCACCAAACAAUUAUCAAAAUUAUGAACUAUAUAGUCAUAGUUAUACAAAGAUUUACUAUAUGUGCAACUCUUAAUUCAUGUUUCAUCUCUUUCUUUGAUGCAUAUUCUGUUCCUUUGUUUCAUCAGUUCAUAUCAUCAUGUUUCAUUCUCAUUGUAUAUUAACAAAAUGCAAAACCCUGAAAGACAUAACAAAUUAAAGUAAAAUCAACCUAAGAAUCAUGGCAGCCUACAAGCAUUGUCACAGCUCUGGUUUUCUUCCUCUUUUUAUUUCAGUCCAGUUCCCAAACUGCAAUAUUUUGUUUUUUUUACACUCAAGACACAGCCAUGCACAAUUCAAAGUUCAAAAAGU
Messenger RNA from Xiphias gladius (swordfish), 2861 nucleotides. Its product is annotated as calpain-5-like. Gene Ontology annotation, biological process: proteolysis. NCBI's taxonomy places the organism in Eukaryota, Metazoa, Chordata, Actinopteri, Istiophoriformes, Xiphiidae. Bases 210 to 2141 code for a protein of 643 amino acids. Gene Ontology annotation, molecular function: calcium-dependent cysteine-type endopeptidase activity. Gene Ontology annotation, cellular component: cytoplasm. The transcript is spliced from 13 exons. The record is from RefSeq and is a predicted model, not a curated record.